AUGUCUGCAUCAACCGUCUCCGCCUCCACCGCCAACUUCCCAGCCGACUCUCGCUCUGGGCCCCGCCGACGACUAAGCCAACUACGAGCCUACACUCAGAAUCAUUUUUCACCUCAUACCUCUUCCUCUGCAGCAAAUUCCCAGCGCUCUUCCCGUCGACAUACCUUCAGCAGUCGUGUUUCUUGGUUUUCCCCUUCCUCUGCCUCGUCGACUAGCCCAGAGUCUUCGUCUCUCCCUUCAGCGGGGACCUCCCAUCCACCUCCAUGCCCAAACAGCGAUCAAUCUGCUCUCGCUCGUUAUAGCUCCGUCUUCUUUCCCAGCUACCGCGCUCUUGACGUAGAUUUGCAAACCCGUGAUCUCACAACAGACUCGUCACAGUCGACCCCUUCGAACGACUCCGGCGGUGAAAAUUCAGUCGAGGCGAUGGCGCUUUCAGGAGCUUCGUCAGGGACCUCGAAUACACGAGACGACCAGCGAGCGAGCUCGUCUGCCUCAGCAAAUCCCACCACAAACGCUUCCGAAUCUGCAAAUUCGACCGCGAGUCAAAAUUCCUCGUCUCCUGGCCUGAAGGGAAAGGCCACCAUUCGCUUCUUUCCCCAUCAAGAUUCCAGCCAAAGCUCCAGACCGUCCUUGCACUUCAUUCCUAUUUCGCGAACUCUUCCAUCGGAAAGUAGUGUAAUCCGUGUUGGCCGAUACUCCGAGCGCGAUGGUAUGCCUGUGGCUAACCCCACCGAACCUUCGGAUGCCCCUGUCGGAUUCAAGUCAAAAGUUGUGAGUCGGAAGCAUUGCGAGUUCCUCUAUAUAAAUGGGCAGUGGCAUAUCAAGGAUGUGGGGAGCUCUUCUGGGACCUUCUUGAAUCACAUGAGGUUGAGCCAGCCAAACAUGGUGUCGAGGCUCUACACUAUCAAGGAUGGCGACAUCGUACAACUCGGUAUCGAUUUCAGAGGCGGCGAGGAGAUGAUAUUUCGAUGCGUGCGGAUUCGCAUAGAGUGCAACCGUUCCUGGCAGCAACAACCCAAUGAGUUCAACAAAAACACUGCAAGCCUUAUCAAGAACCUUGGCAAAGGGGAAACCGCAGAUUAUUCAGGUUGUCGCGAGUGCUCAAUCUGCCUCGGCUCGGUCCUGCGACCUUAUCAGUGCUUGUUCAUGGCAGCUUGUGCCCAUGUGUGGCAUUACAAGUGCAUCAGCCGUCUUAUACAUACUCCUGAGUAUCCGAUGUUCCAAUGUCCCAAUUGUCGUGCAUACACAGACUUGAGCGCCGAGGUGGACGAUUCCAACGACUCGAACGAUGUAAAUGCUAGCAAGCAGAAGGAUGAUAUCCAGGAGCCUGCGCAGACGUCAGCAGCAGAGGCUUCAUCAGGAAGCCAAGAACCCUCAGCGGAAUCGGGCCCGGCAGCAGCUCCUACGCAAGAGCGCACGGAAAGCAAUCGUCAAACAAGUGACGCACCCGCUGAGGAGGGACUAGCCGAUAACAUCGAGAACAUGCGACUUCAGGACGAUUCUCCGUUCGAAGCAGAGGCAGAGCGAACUCCGAACCUGGCAUCACCUGCCUCUCCUGAACCGGCUGUGAGCAACAUUACAUCUGCUCCCACAACAGGUUCCGAUGCCUCCGUUCUUCCGUCCCACCCCGUUGCGAUCAGACAGGCGCGCUCUGACACCCCUUUCCGCUCAGAAUCGUCCGAUGACAACCCGCUAACGCCUAGAAACGAUUCAGGGCCUUUGGCCUUUGAUGGUAGAGCUGGCAUGCCAUGA
Aspergillus viridinutans is the source of this 1752-nucleotide messenger RNA. Its product is annotated as FHA domain protein. The record is from RefSeq and is a predicted model, not a curated record. Gene Ontology annotation, cellular component: cell division site; ubiquitin ligase complex; mitotic spindle pole body. Lineage: Eukaryota; Fungi; Ascomycota; Eurotiomycetes; Eurotiales; Aspergillaceae. The transcript is spliced from 3 exons. Gene Ontology annotation, molecular function: protein binding; ubiquitin protein ligase activity. Gene Ontology annotation, biological process: mitotic spindle assembly checkpoint signaling; protein ubiquitination; negative regulation of septation initiation signaling. The coding region runs from base 1 to 1752 and encodes 583 amino acids.